UUUGUAUUAUGUGUAUAAAGUCUAGAAACAUGCCAAACCUCAUCUCAUAGAUUUCUCUCAAUUUCCUCUCCCUUCCUCUCUCAUGGCACAAUCAUCAUCAACAUCUCUCAAAGUUCAUCAAAUUCUUUCAAUAUCACCACAAAAUGAAACCUCACCAACCACUUUUCCCUUCACUUUCUUUGACACUCUAUGGCUAAAACUCCCACCGGUUGAACGUCUCUUCUUCUAUGAACAAACCAACUUAUCAACCACUUUUUUCUUUGACUCAAUUCUUCCAAAUCUCAAACACUCUCUUGAACUCACUCUCCAACACUUUCUCCUUCUUGUUGGUAACAUCACAUGGCCACAAGAUUCAUCUCACCCUAUUAUCAACUAUGUCCCUAGUGAUUCUAUCUCUUUCAUUGUAGCUGAAUCCAAUGAAGAUUUCAACCUUUUAUGUUCCAAUCUUUGUGAAGCUAAAAAAAGACACACCCUUGUCCCAAAGUUGAAUAUUUCAGAUGAAAAAGCAUCAAUUAUUUCACUACAAGUCACUUUUUUUCCUAACCAUGGAUUUUGUAUUGGUAUAACCACACAUCAUGCAGCUGUUGAUGGAAAAUCUUCAACUUUGUUUAUGAAAGUUUGGUCUUAUUUUUGCUCUAACCUUGAAAAAAAAUCACCCUCUUUAUCUUUACCUCAAAAUCUAACACCUUUUUUUGAUAGGUCCAUUAUCAAAGACCCUUUAGGAAUAAAUGAAAUUUAUUCAAAAGGGUGGUCAAGUUUGGGUGGAGAAAUAAAUAAUAGAAGUUUGAAGGUUUGGGAAACAAUUAGUGCAACAAAAGGUGAAGCAAUAAAAGGUCAUUUUGAAUUUUCACCUUUGGAUAUUCAAAAGCUUAAGAAAUUUGCACAAUCCAAUCUUGAAAAUAAAAAAAUUUCAACUUUUGCUAUUGUUUGUGCUUAUUUGUUGGCAUGUGCGGUUAAAGUUGACCAACCAAAUUCCAAUAAGGUAGCUUUUGUUUUUAGUGUGGAUUGUAGGCCACGUUUGGAUCCACCAAUUAAUGAAAAUUAUUUUGGUAAUUGUAUUGUGUCACAAUUGGUUGUAGGCCAAACUGAGGAAUUAUUGAAAAAAGAUUAUGGAUUUAUUAGUGCUCUUAAAGGGAUAAUAAAUGCUUUAAAUUUUGAAAAAGGGGUGUUACAUGAGGUAGAAAUUUGGAUGUUAAAGAUACAAUCAAUUAUGAGUGAGACUAAAAGGUUGUUUUCUAUUGCUGGCUCACCUAGAUUUGAGGUUUAUAGUUUUGAUUUUGGAUGGGGAAAGCCUAAGAAAGUUGAUGUUACUUCUAUUGAUAAAACAGGAGCAUUUUCUCUUGGUGAAAGUAAGAAUAAUGAUGGUGGAGUUGAGAUUGGUUUGGCUUUGAACAAGCAACAAAUGGAGGAAUUUGCUCAACUUUUUGUUCAAGGACUUGAAUCUUUGGAAUAGUAUCAAGGAAGUGGAUCGUUAUAUGGUAUCAUAAUAGUGUGUUCUAGAUCUGAAUCGUUCGAUCAAAAUCAGAUGAUCUGAGUUUUGAAUUCGUGUUUUGAGUUGAUUUUGCAAAGUUGGAAUUGAAAUUGUUAGGUGAUUUGCGGAAAUGGAAGAAUGAUUAUCAUAAAGAGAUUCUUAUAUGUAUUUUUAAGAUGAUGAAUAAUGUUGUAAGAGAAAGAAGAAGAAAAAAAUGGUCAUUGUUUUGUUUUAGUUUUUUUUUUUUUUGGUAUAGUUGUUUUAGUAUUUUUAUUUUGUUAGAUUGAAUUAAUGAUGAAUUACUAUAUGUUUUGUUUCCUCGAAUUUCAAUGUUUUGGCGUCAUCUACUA
Trifolium pratense (red clover) is the source of this 1821-nucleotide messenger RNA. RefSeq names its product phenolic glucoside malonyltransferase 1-like. The record is from RefSeq and is a predicted model, not a curated record. Lineage: Eukaryota; Viridiplantae; Streptophyta; Magnoliopsida; Fabales; Fabaceae. The coding region runs from base 83 to 1453 and encodes 456 amino acids. The transcript has a single exon.